Messenger RNA from Xyrauchen texanus (razorback sucker), 5143 nucleotides. RefSeq names its product intraflagellar transport 140 homolog (Chlamydomonas) (gene ift140). Gene Ontology annotation, biological process: intraciliary retrograde transport. The transcript is spliced from 29 exons. Bases 153 to 4487 code for a protein of 1444 amino acids. Gene Ontology annotation, molecular function: protein binding. Gene Ontology annotation, cellular component: ciliary basal body; axoneme; intraciliary transport particle A. The record is from RefSeq and is a predicted model, not a curated record. Lineage: Eukaryota; Metazoa; Chordata; Actinopteri; Cypriniformes; Catostomidae.
CCGAACGUGACGCUUGAAGGCUAAAGCGUUUCAUAAACAUCGAAGGGCUAAUUUCAUUUAUUUAUUUUCAAAACCAUACAUAUGCUUCUGGAAAAAUACGGAGUACUGAGAAGAAGAGGUUUCAGGUGUCUUAUUCAAACGAUUUGUCGGUGAUGGCUGUGUAUUUUGAUCAUCGUAUCAAGGCCCCUGACAGCAGUGGAGUGACAGUCCUCAUCUCAUGGCAUUCCAGUUUGUGUGUGCUGGCCGUGGGGUCUGUGAACGCCUCCACCGGGGGCUGCGUGGAUCUGUACCUGCAACAGGGGGAGCAUGUGGAGUUGUGUCAUGUGGAACGGGGUUUCAGCCCCUCAUUGUUACAGUGGCACCCCACUAAACCCCUUCUGGCAGUGGGGUGGGAGACGGGCGAGACCCUGCUCAUGUCACACCCCUCAGGUGAACACACACCUCUGCCAGCAAAUACACACACCGCCUGCAUCACAGUGCUGGAGUGGAGCAGUAACGGCAGCAGACUGGUGACGGGAGAUCAGGCAGGUGUGAUGGCAGUAUGGAGGUUGGAUGCCAGAGGUAAACUGCAGGGCUCUCCUCUGAUAAAACACGAUUACAGUAAACCACUGACCUGUUGUAUCGUCAGACCUGCACCACCUGCAGAGGAUGUGGCAAUGCUGGCCCGUGCAGCUGUGAGCGGGGAUGAAAAUGCUCUGGACAUGUUUAACUGGAAAAAGAGCAAUAGAGGAACUGGUUUUGCACUAGGAUCACAGGAAGGGCUGGCAUUCUUCAUCAGUACCGCUGACGGGAGUGUGUACAGCGUUGAUGAGCAGGCCCACAGUGUUGCGUUACUCUCUGUAGAGAGCGCUGUACAGAAGAUGUGGUACUCUAAACGGAGGGCCGUUCUCGCUGUGGUAACCGACUCUCUCCUGCUCUCUCAGUUCAAUCUUGGACCUGACAGGUUUGCCCAGGAGAUCAGUAAGGUGAAGCUCAGUGGUAGAGGUGUGCAGCACGCUGAUAUUGUGUGGACAGAAAACGGUUUGCUCAUCACAGCGUCUGGAGAACAACACAUCAGGUUGUGGGAUGUGGAGCAUGAUGAUCACUACGCUCUCUCUUUAGAUGAGUCUCUGGGCUUUGAGAAAGGAGAACUCCUCAACUGUGUCUCCUUCUGCACUUUUAGACAAGUUCUUGCAGCAGGCACCAGCAGGGGUCGUGUUGCUCUCUGGCACAUGGUGACAGUGAAUGAUCAGAAAGAAGACACAAAAACACAGUGGAAACUCCAAACACCAGCUGAGGUGGAGGGGAACAUCUCACAGCUACAGUGGGGUUCAAGCUCUCAUCUGCUGGCCGUCUGCAGUAGCAGCUGUGUGGUGAUUCUAUCAGAGCAUGUAAUGUGUUCUCAUUACAACCAGCAGAUGGCAGCAGUGCAGCUCACACCAACACAACUCAGCCUGGCCAACUUCAACACCAACACACACAUCACUUUUCAAACAGACACACACAUCAGAGCUGUACAGGUCACAAAGGAUAUGGUUGCAGUGUGGAAUGGAAAAUGUGUUACUGUAUAUGAGCCAUCAGGACAAACUCUACACAGCACAGGUUCUUUCCAGUGUGAGUCUCCUGCCCUUGCAGUGCAUGAAGAAAAUAUUUAUACUGUAGAACCAAACCGUGUUCAGAUCCGCACACCAAAGGGCACAGUGAAGCAGUUGUUGGUGUUUUCUGAAGUGGAAGGGAACCCUACACUAUUGUGUGUGUGUGGAUCUUACCUGGCUGUGGGAACAGAUACAUCACACGUCCGUGUGUUUGACCUAACACGCAGGGAGGCCAAACCCCUUGGCAUCACUAAGAAUCUAGCUGAGCUCAUUCCUGACCUGGGUGCUCUGAGAUCCGUUAAAUGCAAUGCUAGUGGCAGCCAGUUGAGCGUCCUCAUUACACAGGUGAACGGACGGCCAGACAACAAAGUGUUUUUCUAUGAUAUCGAGCUGGACACACUUUCUUAUUUUGACUUCUUCAGGGGUAGACCAGCGAGCAGUCUCACUCAAUCAGAGGACAGUCAGAGUCGAUGUGAAGGGGAGCUGGCCGCCCGCUGCCCUGUUUCUCAAUUCUGGGAUGAAAACGAACCUCGUCUCUUUGUGUGUGAAGCAUUUUCAGUGAACUCUGACAUUCAAAGCAGCAGUCAAUCACAAACAGAGAAGGAGGACGUGUUGGUGGUGACGUUCUUCGUGACUCAGGAACACGGUGUCCUCCUGCAGGAUUCGCAGCCAAAACCAGCUACACUUUUCUCUCUGCUCGCUCUAGAUACACCGUAUUACUAUUAUAUUUGCAAGCUGGGUGAGGGUGGAGAACAGGGCGAGGUCUCUACACAUGCUGCGGCGCCCCAGGUGCCCUCCCCCCCUCAGAUGGUGGUCCGGCGAGCCCUCCGAGAUUUUGUUGGGUUGGAGAGCUGCGAGAAACAGACCCGAGACGCCAUGCUCAACUUCAGCUUUUAUCUCACCAUCGGAGACAUGGACGAAGCCUUUAAAGCCAUCAAACUCAUCAAAAGUGAGGCAGUGUGGGAGAACAUGGCACGGAUGUGUGUGAAGAGUCGUCGUCUGGACGUGGCGCGCGUGUGUCUGGGGAACAUGGGUAACGCACGGGCUGCUCGCGCUCUCAGGGAUGCGGAAAAAGAGCCAGAGGUGGAGGCACAGGUGGCGGUGCUGGCUACACAACUGGGCAUGCUGAAGGAUGCCGAGCGCUUGUAUAAGUCCUGUGGAAGGUUUGAUUUAUUGAAUAAGUUCUAUCAGGCGGCCGGUCAGUGGCAGCAGGCGGUAGAGACGGCAGAAUCUCACGACCGCAUUCACCUCCGAACAACUUACUACAGCUACGCCAAACACCUGGAGGCAAUGGGAGACAAGAACCUUGCGCUGGUGUAUUUUGAGAAGUCAGACACACAUCGGUUUGAAGUUCCAAGAAUGCUCAUGGAUGAUAACGUUUCAUUGGAGAUCUACAUCAAUAAAAUGAAAGACAAGGACCUGUACAAGUGGUGGGGACAUUAUCUGGAGAGCCAAUCAGACAUGGAGGCUGCAUUGCAUUACUACGAUUUCGCUCAGGACUAUUUGUCUCAAGUGCGCGUUCACUGUUAUCUGGGGAACAUUCAAAAGGCGAGUGAGAUAGCCAAUGAGACCGGGAACAGAGCAGCAUCCUAUCAUGUUGCGCGCCAGUACGAAGGACAGGAUGAAAUCAGCCAAUCUGUGCACUUCUAUACACGAGCUCAAGCCUAUAACAACGCCAUUCGACUGUGUAAAGAGAAUAACUUGGAUGAGCAACUCAUGAAUCUGGCAUUGCUUAGCAACCCAGAGGACAUGAUGGACACGGCCAUGUAUUAUGAAGAAAAAGCAACGCACAUGGACAGGGCUGUUAUGCUUUAUCAUAAGGCAGGUCAUGUCUCGAAGGCUUUGGAAUUAGCUUUUGCCACAGAGCAGUUUGGAGCCCUGCAGCUGAUUGCAGAGGACCUGAAUGAGACCAGUGACCCUGCCUUACUAGCACGCUGCUCUGAUUUCUUCAUAAAACACUCACAGUACCAGAAAGCUGUGGAAUUACUGGUGGCAGCCAAAAAGUACAAUGAGGCGCUCCAGUUGUGUUUGGACCAGAGUUUGACCAUCAACGAAGAUCUGGCUGAAAGUCUGACGGUUCCGCGAGACUCAACCCAUCUGUCUGAGACCGGGCGAAAGGAACUGCUGGAGAAAAUCGCAGACUGUUGUAUGCGGCAGGGCAACUACCACCUAGCAACUAAGAAAUACACACAGGCCGGCAACAAGAUAAAGGCGAUGCGAGCGCUGUUAAAGUCUGGCGAUACAGAGAAAAUCGUAUUUUUUGCAGGUGUUUCCAGACAGAAGGAAAUUUAUGUAAUGGCAGCGAAUUACUUGCAGUCACUGGACUGGAGGAAUGACCCGGAGAUCAUAAAGAAUAUUAUUGGCUUCUACACUAAAGGACGAGCACUUGACCUGCUCGCUGGCUUCUAUGAGGCUUGUGCCGAGGUGGAAAUCGAUGAUUAUCAGAAUUAUGAGAAGGCAUAUGGUGCUUUGACGGAGGCGUGUAAGUGUUUGACUAAAGCUAAGAGUGGAGACGAGGCAGACAGCAGACUUCUCAUACUAACACACAGACUUAGCCUUGUCAAGAAAUUCAUUCAGGCACAAAGAUUGCAUGAAGAGGAUACAGUGGAAGCAUUGCGUAUGUGUGAGUCUCUGCUGGAUGAGAAGGAUCUGGACACUGCGGUGCGUGUUGGAGAUGUGUAUGGGUUCCUAGUGGAACACUACUGCCAACAGGGAAACUUCCAGCAGGCAUGGAGUAAACUCGAGGACUUGAGAUCGGCACGCCCCAACAUAAAUAUGAGCUUAUAUGUAAGUCAAAGCAGUCUUGAGGCACUACAGAAUGCCGCUGGAAUCCGCCCCGUCUAUGGUGACACCUCCAAUAAGUAUGCUGCCGAUGAAGAUGAAGUGGAGGAAGAUGAGGACAUCAAUCAUUGAGAAAAAAGUUAUCGCCUUUAGGGGGUUGAUCCUUACGAUACCAACAGUUAAUUGCACGCAUUUCCCAAUGCACCCAAAAACACACACUACUAGCCUACAAGUCUGCCUACGAGUCUUGGUUUGCUCACCCACUCUCUUAAAAGGAUUAUUUCAGGUUCAAUACAAGUUAAGCCCAAUUAGCAGGCAUAACGUUGAUUACCACAAACAUUUAUUUCAAUAUGUCACUUCUAUUGUUAGUGCAUCACUGUAACCUCGAAUUUUGCUUUUUUAAAUAAAAUGAGGGACAAGUCGAAAUUAGGUUAUUUUGUUGUGGUAAUCAACAUUAUGCCACAAAUGCUGUUAAUUGAGCUUCACUUGUAUUGAACCUGGAAUAUGCCUUUAAAAUGUGCCAUAUCAUUAAGAGACUGCUAGAAUUUCUCCGUCUAAUAAAUGGAUGGGUUGUGUGACUUUGACUUUAAAGCUACAUUGCAGGUUGCCUUAAAGUAAUAGUUCACCCAAAAAAAGACAAUUUUCUUAUCAUUUACUCACUCUCGUGCCAUCCCAGAUGUUUACAACUUUCCUCUAUCUCCUCUGUAGGUCCAUACAAUGCAAGUGGAUGGUGAUCAGAACUUUUAAGCUCCAAAAAUCACAUAAAGUCAGCAUAAAUGUAGUCUAAA